CUAUGGACCACCUUGGAUCAGGUCCAACCAAUAAUAUCUCAUCGGUCCAGAAAAAAAAGAAAAAAAAAGCGUUCCCUUUCGCCUUGCCCUCUCCUCGACUUUCUUUUUCUUCUGGUAGAAUCUCGACUUUCUUUUGGCACUGGCCUUUCCCUAGCGGAUUGGGGAUUUAGAAAGGAGAGAGAGGAGCACUUCUUCUAAAAUUCCUCCUCCUCCUCCUCCAUUACUCGAUCGUUGGCGAUUGUUUCUCUUUCUUCUCCUCGGAAUCGAAUCCAUGGCGAGGAAGCGGAAAUCGGACGCGACGCGCCUUGACGAGGUGGAUCGGACGCUCUAUUCCACCUUCUGCAGCGCGGCCAACUCGUUCUCUCAGCUUUACACCCAGGCCAUGAACCAGCAGAAGCUCUCCUUCCAGGCCGGCGAGCGCCAUGCCCUGGAGAAGGUUUACCAGUGGAUCUUGAGACAACAUGAGGAAGGGUCAAGGGUGAAUGUAGAUGAUAUACUUACCUAUAUCCAGAAUGAGUUGGAUUAUGGAGGAGAGGAUGCAAUAGUGUCUCCAAGAUUGCAGUUCCAACACCAACAUCCACAUCUCCAAUCUACAUUGCAUUUUACAAACUUGAGUGUCCAACAGCCGUCUGGGUUUUUUGGGCAGGCUCCAGUUGGACUUGCUUCCCGGCCUAGUCACUCUGAUCAGGCGAAAAAUUCAGUCUUCUCGAAUGCUCUUUCCAGCCCUUUUCGCAGGGGUCAGCCCUAUCAUCUGGCUCAGGGAAGUGAUUAUCAUGCAACUAGUUAUCUGCCCACUGGAACUGGAGCUAGGAACCAUGAAGUGAACUCUCUCAGUCAAAACCAGGGGCCUCAUUGUCCCAGCUCAAUUGACUCAUUGAUGGAUAUGCAUUCUGAUAGUCCUGCUCAUGCAUCUUUCUGAUGACUGGUUGUUACCAGGGCUGCGCCAUUCAACAUUGCAUUGUUGUAUCUAGUUCAAUAGCCUCGUUCCGCCUUGUUCUCUAAGCUGCAAGAACUUUAGUCAUAUGCUGAUCCCAAGGAUAUUACUCUUUGGUCCUUUUUUAUGUUGUACUGCUUAGGUUUCAUAUUUUCAUGUCUUUUUAUCCUGAACUUGUAGUCAAUAUAGUUGUCUGUGCACAUCUUAUGGAACUCUCUUAAUUAUUUUUACAUAAACAAAGUAUAUGUUGGAAUCCUCUUAUACAUC
Messenger RNA from Elaeis guineensis (African oil palm), 1201 nucleotides. Its product is annotated as holocarboxylase synthetase. The record is from RefSeq and is a predicted model, not a curated record. NCBI's taxonomy places the organism in Eukaryota, Viridiplantae, Streptophyta, Magnoliopsida, Arecales, Arecaceae.